AUGGAGCUGGCGUUGAAGCAGGAGCUUCACAAGACCACCGCGGGCUUGAGGGAACAGUUCCGACGUCAGAUGGAGGUGGAGCGGAAUGAAGCGCAACAGCGCAGUGCAGCGAUGGACCGCGCUCUCAGUCGCUUGCGCGAAGAUUUCGAAGCCUUCAGCCAGCAGGAUCCCACGAGUCGUUUGAGAACCAUCUCUGACAACCAGGCCCAGGCCGAGGCCUCCGUGCGUUUGGAGUUGGACGCCAUGCGCUGCAGCAUGGAGGACCUCCAACGGCACUGUGCAGAGGAGUUGUCCAUGCGACUGGCGACUUUUGACGCAGAGAAGGAACAGCUCUUGACCUUGAUGAAGAAGCUCUCAGAGGAUGUGCGCGGGCACAAGGAGCAGCUGGCGGCUUUGGAGGCGGUGCGGAUGUUCUUUUCAAGGUGCCAUGAAGCACAUCGAGGGCUUGAGGCAGGACGUGAGGCGGAUGGAUGA
Molecule: messenger RNA, 474 nt
Organism: Durusdinium trenchii
Lineage: Eukaryota; Dinophyceae; Suessiales; Symbiodiniaceae
Source: the annotation of a GenBank genome assembly